UCGCGUUCCUCUGCCCCACUCCCACAUAUAAAAACCGGACGCCAGCGAACACGACGAGGUCCUCCCCUCCUUCCCCGAUCUAGACCCGCCCAAGAAUAUUCCACCGGAAGUCGUCUCCGUCCUCAACGCAAGAGAUGGCGGAAGGGGAUGAGUACCGUUGCUUCAUUGGGAACCUGUCAUGGUCGACAACUGAUGAAAGCCUCAAGGAUGCAUUUAGAAAGUUUGGCAAUGUCACGGAGGCAAAGGUCGUUCUUGACAAGUUUUCUGGCCGGUCACGUGGAUUUGCUUUUGUAACUUUUGAUGAGAAGAAAGACAUGGAAGCAGCUAUUGAGGACAUGAAUGGAUUGGACUUGGAUGGGAGAGCCAUCACUGUUGACAAAGCUCAACCUCAAGGCGUUGGUAGAGACCGUAAUGGUGACCGUGAUGAUCGCGACCGUGGAUCUCGUGGUGAUCGUGGCCGUGACUAUGGUGGUGGUCGUGCGCCGCGUGGAGGAGGUGGUGGUGGGGAUUGCUUCAAGUGUGGCAAACCUGGACACUUUGCUAGGGAGUGCCCGGAUGGGGAUGGUGGUGGGAGAGGUGACAGAUAUGGUGGCAGAGACUCUAGAGAUGAUAGGUAUGGUGGUGGUAGUCGCCAUGGAUCUGACCGUGGCGGUGACCGGUCUGACCGUGGGGGUGAUCGAUCUGACCGUGGUGGUGACCGCUCUGACCGUGGUGGUGACCGAUAUUCUGGUCGCAGCCGGGAUGGUGGAAGUGGUGGUGACCGUCGUGACCGAUCUGGUCCCUACUGAUGGCCUAGAUCUUGAGAAGUGUGUUUCAUCCAGGUAUGAAAACCCUAUCUACUACCACGAUGUGUGUUUCCUUGUGCUUGAAACUUUGUGAGCAUGUAUUUGAACUAUGAUGUACCGUGAGUAAGCAGCUCCUUUAUUAUAGACCAUAUUGCUGACCUGCUUAUUAUUGUUUCCUACUUAAUGUGAGUCCUAUGACUUGGUCA
This is a messenger RNA of Lolium rigidum, 991 nucleotides long. RefSeq names its product glycine-rich RNA-binding protein RZ1A-like. NCBI's taxonomy places the organism in Eukaryota, Viridiplantae, Streptophyta, Magnoliopsida, Poales, Poaceae. Gene Ontology annotation, molecular function: RNA binding; zinc ion binding. The record is from RefSeq and is a predicted model, not a curated record. The coding region runs from base 135 to 788 and encodes 217 amino acids. The transcript has 3 exons.